AUGAUGCUGCGAGCUGUUGGUAGCAAGACCGGAAGAGCUAUAGCUCUUCGUUCACUAAGUGUACCGGCGUACACUCCGGAUCUUAAGUCCGUAGCGGAGAAACCGAAGCCUGUCAAGUACUUCAAGAUCUACCGAUGGAAUCCGGAGACCAAGGAGAAACCAUUUGAGUCGACAUACCCUGUGGAUUUGAAUGAAUGCGGACCAAUGGUGCUGGACGCGUUAUUCAAGAUUAAGAACGAACAGGACCCGACACUGGCGUUCCGACGCUCGUGCCGCGAGGGGAUCUGUGGCUCGUGCGCCAUGAACAUCGAUGGUGGGAACACACUUGCCUGCGUGAACCCCAUCACGAAGAACAAGGACGUCGUUCGCAUUUAUCCGCUGCCGCACAUGUUCGUUGUUCGCGAUCUGGUGGUGGAUUUGAGCAACUUCUACGACCAGUACGCGUCGAUUGAGCCGUGGCUGCACUCCGUCAAGCCUAAGAGUGCAGGAGUUGAGCACCUGCAGUCUAUUGAGAACCGCAAGAAACUGGACGGGCUGUACGAAUGUAUCCUCUGUGCGUGCUGCAGCACGGCAUGUCCGAGUUACUGGUGGGCGCAGGACAGGUACCUGGGCCCGGCAGCGCUUCUGCAAGCGUUCCGCUGGAUCGAGGAUUCGCGUGAUGAUCGCACCGUCGAGCGGCUACAAGCGCUGGACGACGCGUUCAAGCUCUACCGCUGCCACACUAUCAUGAGCUGCACGCACACAUGUCCAAAGGGACUCAAUCCAGCGCAGGCCAUUCGCAAGAUCAUGGGUCGGCUCAACGAGAUGCAGAUCCCUGGCGAGUAG
Molecule: messenger RNA, 825 nt
Organism: Phytophthora nicotianae INRA-310
Lineage: Eukaryota; Oomycota; Peronosporomycetes; Peronosporales; Peronosporaceae
Exons: 1
Coding region: 1-825 (274 amino acids)
Biological process (GO): respiratory electron transport chain; aerobic respiration; tricarboxylic acid cycle
Molecular function (GO): 2 iron, 2 sulfur cluster binding; electron transfer activity
Source: RefSeq, a predicted model, not a curated record